AUGCUUUUUCUUCAUCAAUUAAAAGUUCUCCUAUGGAAAAAUUUUACUCUGAAAAAACGCAGUCCGCUUGUACUGCUAUUCGAACUGGUGAUUCCAUUGGUCUUAUUUCUUGUUAUGACGGGUAUUCGCAAAACUCAAGAAGCGUCUUUCAAUCCUCAGACUAAUUAUACAUCAAAUUUUCUCGAUCAUACUUACCGGCCGAAACCAUUUCCGUCAACGGGAGUUUUCUCAAUUCUUCAGUCAUUCUGUCCGAAAUCCGCACCUAGUAACGAACAAGGAUUUAGUGUCUUUCCGAAUGGAACAUCAACGGAGUUAUUGACAAAAAUCGAUCGAAUGUCUCGUACAAAUCCAUUUUUCACCCAAAAUUUUUCUAUGCACGAUAUUGAUGCAUUGCCUGACAUUUACGAAACGAUGAUCGAUCGUCCCGCUUUUAUUUAUGACUCACUAGAUAAUUUAACCUUUGCAUUCACAAAAAAUCUAACCCAAAUCUGUUCAUUCUUUGUUACACAAUUGAAUUACACCGAAGAUCAAUGUCACUUACUCUUCAACAAUACUCAAAUCAAUCUAAAUAAUUCAAGAUUUAAAAGAGAUUUCACAAUUCCGGAUAUUCUUCCUCAUCUAUUCCCGAAAUCAUCCAAUCGUCGGAAACGUGAUACGGAAGAUGAGUUCUCUUGGGUUGAACUCUAUUCACUGCUGGAAUCAUCAUUAGAACCAACGGAAUACCUUCAAGCAAUGAUCUUAUUGUCGAAAAUAUCUUCACAAAAAAGCUUGAAAAAUUUAACGCCGGAUGAACUUCGUUUAUUGGCAAAAAUAAUCAAAAUUUUGUUAUUUCAUCCAACUUCCCUAAAACGAGUGUUUUGUUCACCUGACAAAUUCGAUCUACUUUUUCAAUUUAACUCCACAGCGAUUAAUCGGACACAGCUUCAAGAACGCUUAUGCAAUAUGACAGACGAACAGUAUCAAGUGCUUUCAAAUUUAUUGAUCAGUUCCAUCUCCGAUGAUGAACUUAUCCAAGUGUUGCAGUUGAAUCAUGUAGAAAUUACUUCAAUGAUCUUUCAACUCGAUGAUUAUAUAGAUAAACUUGAAAAAUACGCUGUGUUCGAACAAGGUUUACAAGACUUAUAUGAUGUCGCUAGACUUCUUCGCACGAAUUCUUGCUAUAUUAAUAUAAAUAACAGUGAUACAUCAGCAUCAUCAGAAAUUCCAUCUUCGGAAAGUUUUAAUGGAAACAUUGACACAGUUGCGAUGAAUAAAUUAAAGAAUAAAAAAGGAUUUUUCCCCUUGUGGCUCGGUAUGCAAGAAGCCAUUUGUGGUGUGCAACCAAAAGUAAAUUAUGAUGCAGGUCAAGGAACAGCUGAUGAUGAAUUAACUGAUUUUGCGGAAUUAGGGAUAUCGGACAAUCAACAACGACAAUUAGGCCUCUUAUUCUACGUUCUCUAUGGGAAUUCGAUGAUUUUAUAUUCACCGAAUUCUUCACUAAUUAACGGUGUGAUUUCUAAAGCGAAUUCCACGUUCGUUUUACUUGAUACCAUAACUCGAUAUGCUCAUGAAUGGGCCAAUGUUUCCAAUACUUUAACGAAGUAUUUUCUCGCAAAUGGUACUGACAAAAAGGUUCAAUCUUUAAGACGUAUGAAAAAUUUUGUGAUUAAAUUUGGUCCUUCGCUUCAUCUUUCAUCCAUGGAUCGAAUUGUAAAUAUUCUGAAGAAUCUAAACGAUCCAUCGAUUGAUAAUUACAUGAAACAGAUCACAACAAUUGAUAAAGCUGCUUGUAGUUGGCGAAGUUUAAUAUCAGGAAUCAAUUUAAAUGUAUAUAAAGGCUUUGCUGACGAAACUGAUUUAGUUCAAUACUUUCUUCACCGUGCUUAUCAUGAUAAUUACACAGUUUUAGCCAGUGUGGUGUUUUCGAAUGUGAAUGGAAAUCAUACGAAGUUACCACCGAAUACGAUUUAUAAAAUUCGACAAAAUGCGUCACUGACACCAUCAACAAAACGCGUUCGAGAUCGAUUUUGGGUACCGUCACCAGCCCAAAAUGGUUNAAUUUAA
Molecule: messenger RNA, 2043 nt
Organism: Adineta ricciae
Lineage: Eukaryota; Metazoa; Rotifera; Eurotatoria; Adinetida; Adinetidae
Source: the annotation of a GenBank genome assembly